Hemibagrus wyckioides is the source of this 2795-nucleotide messenger RNA. RefSeq names its product DNA cross-link repair 1C, PSO2 homolog (S. cerevisiae) (gene dclre1c). The record is from RefSeq and is a predicted model, not a curated record. Gene Ontology annotation, molecular function: damaged DNA binding; 5'-3' DNA exonuclease activity. Lineage: Eukaryota; Metazoa; Chordata; Actinopteri; Siluriformes; Bagridae. Bases 171 to 2111 code for a protein of 646 amino acids. Gene Ontology annotation, biological process: protection from non-homologous end joining at telomere; interstrand cross-link repair; double-strand break repair via nonhomologous end joining. The transcript has 14 exons.
UCCUGGUUUCCUGGUAUGGCGCGUGUUUGUGUUUCAUGAGUUUGAGAUCAGACUAAACGUGUGAAGGAGAUGUUUGCAGAAAGUCCUGGUCUUCUUUCUCAGCUUAAACCUGUAUAUAAAAGCUAGGUAUUUAAGUUAACUAAGCUAGCACCGGUGUGAGUAAGGUCAGAAUGAGUUCCUUCCCUGGACGGAUGAAGGAAUAUCCAUCCAUCUCUGUUGAUAGAUUUGACAGAGAAAAUCUACACGCCAGAGCUUAUUUUCUGUCUCACUGUCACAAAGAUCAUAUGAAAGGACUGAAAGGACCUUUACUGAAGAGAAAAUUAAAGUUUAGCUUAACUGUGAAGUUGUACUGCUCAUUUGUCACAAAGGAGCUCCUACUCAACAACCCAAAAUAUGAAUUCUGGGAAAACCGCAUCGUGGCUCUUGAAUUGGACAGUCCGACACACAUAUCACUGACUGAUGAAGUUACAGGAGAGGUGGAAGACGUUGUUGUGACGUUGUUGCCGGCUGGACAUUGCCCUGGAUCUGUCAUGUUUCUCUUUGAGGGGGCUCAGGGCACUGUGCUGUACACCGGAGAUUUCCGCCUGGCUGCUGGAGAUGCUGCGAGGAUGGAGCACCUGCACUCUGGAAACAGAGUUAAAGACAUUCAGAGUGUGUACUUGGACAGCACGUUCUACGACCCCAGGUUCUAUCAGAUCCCGAGCAGAGAGGCUUGUCUGACUGGUAUCAGGAAGCUGGUUCAAGACUGGAUUUAUCGGAGUCCGUACCACGUCAUCUGGCUGAACUGCAAAGCAGCAUAUGGUUAUGAAUACCUCUUCACCAACCUGGGGCAGGAAUUUAAUUCACAGGUCCAUGUGAACAGCUUGAAAAUGUUCAGGCAAAUGCCAGAAAUCCUGGACCACGUGACCACAAACAGAACAACACAAAUCCACGCCUGCAGGCACCCCAAGGACGACGAGUUGUUCAGGACGAACAGACUGCCGUGUGGCUCUUUAGCACCAGAUGGUACACCACUGCGCAUAAUCAGCAUCAAACCUUCCACUAUGUGGUUUGGAGAACGGACCAGGAAGACCAACGUCAUCGUCAAGAUGGGUGAAAGCUCCUACAGGGCUUGUUUCUCUUUUCAUUCCUCAUACUCUGAGAUCAAGGAUUUCCUCUCCUACAUCAACCCUGUUCAUAUUUACCCUAACGUCGUUCCUCUGGGCCGCACCGUAGAGGACGUCUGUGAGCUGCUGAAUCUUAUGUGUAGAAAACACUCAGAAGGAGCUGAGGUUGUCUAUAAGCCUCUUGGGAAGCUGAAAAGAGGCAGAAUAAAGUCCACUUCACAAGGCUCGGACACUGAUGACGAGCUCUUUGGGGACGUUGCUGUAACACCAAUGAGAAAGAAGCUUGCUGUGAAUCUGGAGAAAGAGCGCCACAGUCCGGAAAAAUCCGAACUCGGGGACACGGAGACGCAAACUCUCCCACAGCUGCAGCCUUCGCUUCAGACAUCCAACUACAUGGACUGCACAGAGUCCAAUGAUGACGAUGAUGAUGAUGAUGGUGGUGAUGAUGAAGGUGAUGCAGAGAAGGAGGAGCUUCCUGGAGAUGCUCCUUCUUGUGUGGUUAUGUCCCCGCCCCCUCCAAAGCCGGCUCCGCCCAGCUGGAGUUCGUUCUUCACGGCAGAGCCGGUGGGGACCGAUGACAGCUGUGAGCUGGAGAACAGUCAGAACAGCCAGACUCUGUCUACUGACCACACAACGUCACAGUCCCCAGAGCUCUUCAACGAUGACGACGAAUCCGAAUCAGUUCACGUGACUUCCUCUCAGUCAACGUACGUAUCAGAGGCGGCUUUAGAGAGCCUCAGUCAACUCGACACUGAGCCUGUACAGAGGAACAUCGUGCACAUUGGGAAUGACGGACAGCCUGAUUUGAUUGACAGUCAUCAGGACCAGUGUGAUGUCACAGAUCACACAGAACCAGCUUCAGAUUCUCAGGUGUCCUCUGAUUUUGAUCUCCCGCUGACUCCGGGCUCAAAGGCGCCGCAGCCUGAGGAGCUGAAGGAGCUGUACAAGAAGCUGGCUGCUGGAGAGGAUGUGACCAGCAAAAAUCAUCAGCAGGGUUCGGACUGAUUGUGGCCAAACCACACAGAAUAAAACGCGCCUUAAAAGUAAUCGGAAAAAGAGAGAGUAAUAAUGAGUUUCUGAUCAUAAGCUGACCAUUCCAUAAUAAAUCUGUGGAUAAAUUGAAAUACUACAGUUUAUAAUUAAUAAAUAGUAAGAUACAAACUAGCGUGAAACACAGGUGGGGAAGAUGUUGCUCAGGAAGAAUGUAUGCAAUUGCCUUAAAUAUUUACAUUCAGUCUUAAUUGACUUAUUUUUUACAUUGCAGCAUCGUUGAAUUCUCAAUUCCGAUUGGUCAGCUGUUGAUCAGAACUAAUAGACAGUAUGUUUUAAUACCUUGUCGUUUCUAGAGUGACAUUUUCCACAGGGAGUUGUACAGCAGCCACUGCGUAUAAACUGAUGGAACGAUUGUGAUACUUUAUACGAGGUAUGGAGGUUAACGUUUACGGAAGGAGGAAGUCUCCAGUUCCAGCACUUUGUAACAGCUUUCAGUUACUGGAGAAUCCUCAGGGCUUCCAGUUUCUUGAUGACAUGAUAAGCUGUGUGUUUUUGUGGUCUUAUUACAUUCAAGAGAGAGGAGGGUAUGGUGAUGGCCUCAUCACAGCUGCUAACAGGAACAGGCUCUUUUUAUUCCUAGAUGCUCCACAACAUUAAAGAUAAGUGUAAAUCCUUUGCAUUUCUGGCAACUGAGCA